This is a messenger RNA of Didymosphaeria variabile, 1761 nucleotides long. It is a transcript of the gene MSM1, whose product is annotated as methionyl-tRNA synthetase. Gene Ontology annotation, molecular function: methionine-tRNA ligase activity; ATP binding. The transcript has 6 exons. The coding region runs from base 1 to 1761 and encodes 586 amino acids. Gene Ontology annotation, biological process: methionyl-tRNA aminoacylation. Lineage: Eukaryota; Fungi; Ascomycota; Dothideomycetes; Pleosporales; Didymosphaeriaceae. The record is from RefSeq and is a predicted model, not a curated record.
AUGCGCGCCCGCUUCGUCAAUACGACGGCGCCUGCGCUUCACAGCGUCUGGACGCGGCCGUCUCGCCCACGGCUGUGGACAUGCAGCUCCUGCUCCCGCCUGGCGCGAAGCACGCCCAAUCGACCGCUCGCGUUACAGUCGGCUCCCGACCAAAAGCCAUACUACAUCACCACACCCAUCUUCUACGUCAAUGCUGCCCCCCACGUCGGCCACCUCUACACGCUGGUGCUCACCGACAUCCUCAAGCGAUGGCGGGUGCUCAAGGGAGAGAAGGCCCUCAUGUGUACGGGGACGGAUGAGCACGGCUUGAAGGUCCAGCGCGCGUCCGCGAAAGCUGGCAUCGAGCCCAAGCUGUUCUGCGACAAGGGCGCCGCCAUCUUCAAAGAACUUGCCGCGAAGGCCCUCAUCUCCAACGACCACUUCGUGCGUACGACAGACUCGGACCACAAGGACGCCGUCGCAUAUGCAUGGUUCUUGCUUCAAGAGAAGGGUCUUAUAUACACCAAGAAGCAUGAAGGAUGGUAUUCUGUGUCCGACGAGGCCUUUUAUCCGCAAUCGGUAGUGCAGCCGUACCUCGAUCCGCCAACUGGCCGGAAGAUCAUGACGUCGGUCGAGACUGGUAGUGAAGUCGAGUGGUCUUCGGAAGAGAAUUACCACUUCCGCCUCUCCGAGUUCCGUGAACCACUUCUACAGUUCUACGGAGAGAAUCCAGAGUGGAUCACACCCGCACAUCGGAUGAAAGAUGUCGUGCAAGCCGUCGAAUCGGGUCUAGAGGAUUUGUCCAUCUCGCGCCCCUCAGAGCGACUUACGUGGGGUAUUCGCGUUCCCCAGGACAACUCGCAAACCAUAUAUGUCUGGCUCGAUGCGCUCAUGAACUACGUUACCAAAGCCGGUUACCCGUGGGCUCCUGGUCGGGACAAUGCUGGUGGCUGGCCAGCUGACUGCCAUGUCAUUGGCAAAGACAUUGUCCGUUUUCACUGCAUCUACUGGCCUGCGUUUCUGAUGGCCCUCGGCCUUCCACUCCCGAAGAAGAUACUAACCCACGCGCAUUGGACUCUGGGAGGAUCGAAGAUGUCCAAGUCUACCGGACGAGUCGUUGAUCCCUUUCUUGCUUUAGAUCGGUUUGGUCCAGAUGUGAUGCGUUACUACCUAGCGCACGAUGGCGGUAUCCAAGACGAUGGCAAUUACGAUAACGUUCAGAUCAUCAAGCUGUACAACAACUUUUUAUGGGCUCAGGUCGGCAAUCUCGUGUCACGCAUCACACGAGGGAAGAAAUGGAGCGUACGAGGCGCAAUUGAACGCAUAGGCCCUUUGCCUGCUUCGGAGUGGGCCGAGGGUCCAGGCUCCCGUUUCUACAACACUUUGUCAACGUUUCCAUUGAACAUCGCAGAGUCGCUCGAUGCACAUGAUCCUCGUCGCGCGGUUCGCCUCAUUGCGGACCUCAUCAGAUCAUCGAACCAGUAUUUCCAGAUGUCCGAGCCGUGGAAAAAGAUUCUCGAAUACGGUCCUGGUGAACCGGGUGAAGAGGUUGAUAGAAUCGUGUACCUAGCCACAGAAGCUUUGCGCAUGGCCGGUAUUCUCCUACAGCCGUACAUGCCGAACAAGGCGAAGACUAUGCUCGAUCAGCUAGGCGUAGACGAUACACGGCGCACCUUCGAAUAUUGCGCAGUCGGACGCGAUCUACAUUAUGGAACGCCGAAGAUCGACUUGGGCGUGAAGUAUACAGGCGCGCUGUUUCCGCCUUUGCCAAGCGAAGAGUAG